AUGCCUUGCAAACGUAAGUCCAGCCCUUCAAGAGAAUCUUCUCAAAGACAAGCGAAAAAAUUAGCUCGAUUGCUAGAAUCUUUAAAAUAUGCUGAACUGAUAAGGCAAGAACAAGCAGAGCGUCAGGCUGCUUUUAGAGCAUCUGAGACACCUUCUCAACGCGUAGGAAAAGGUGAAAAUUUUAUUAUACCACGGAUCCCUAUAAUUCCCACAGAUCUACCUUUUCAAUUCAAAAGGUUGCAGUUCCCUAUUAAGCUCAGUUUUGCAAUGACAAUUAAUAAAGCGCAAGAGCAAACGUUACAGGUAGCGGGGGUCAACUUAGAAAAACCGUGCUUCUCUCAUGGUCAGCUAUAUGUAGCAUGUUUGCGUGUGUCAAAUGCCCAGAAUCUCCACAUUCUUGCCCCGAAUGGAAAAACAUAUAACAUUGUGUACAGUAGCGUCUUAAAAUAG
Parnassius mnemosyne (clouded apollo) is the source of this 450-nucleotide messenger RNA. Lineage: Eukaryota; Metazoa; Arthropoda; Insecta; Lepidoptera; Papilionidae. The record is from the annotation of a GenBank genome assembly.